Teleopsis dalmanni is the source of this 1724-nucleotide messenger RNA. RefSeq names its product zinc finger protein 260-like. The record is from RefSeq and is a predicted model, not a curated record. Gene Ontology annotation, cellular component: nucleus. Lineage: Eukaryota; Metazoa; Arthropoda; Insecta; Diptera; Diopsidae. Bases 1 to 1704 code for a protein of 567 amino acids. The transcript has 6 exons.
AUGUCCAGUAGAACAAGGUCGCUAAUAAAUUUGUUACACAACUGUAAUUUUUUAUUAAAAUUAUAUUUGCAUCAUAAUAACAUUGAGGAGCUUCUAAAUUCUACCUCAAAUUCAUGUUACAUUUGCAACAAAUGCUGGAAAGCAAUUUUAACUUUUCACAAAUUUUACUUAAAAGUUGAAUCAGUACAUUCUUUACCGAAUAAUGUUGUAGUAAAGGUGGAAAACGAUCCCCUUGAUGCACAUGUUGAAGAAUCAAAUGCACAAAUUAAAAAUGAAGAAAAUAACAUUCUUAAUAUAACAAAUAUUGUGGACAGCAGUAAUAUGGACAUUAUAUGUGCAGAGCCCUUAAACAUACAAAAUUCUUCAUUGUUGGAACUCAACAGUUUCAAAUAUGAUGAAAGUAUAGAGAAUGACCCUCCAUCAGUGCCUCAAGAGUUAGAAAAAGUAACAUAUGUAAAGAAAAAGUUAACUCUUACUUCUAGUCUUAAAGUAAAUAUGAAAAAAAAUCGUACCUACUCUAAAAAGGAAAGGCGAAUUUUGAGAAGUAAUAGAAAAAUGGACAUUAAAAUUAAAGAAAAGGAAAAACAAGAAAUUGAUGUCGAACAAGAAAUUACUGCAGAAUCUCUUCAAAUUUUGCCAGAAACUAUAUCUUGCAGUGAAAGCUCCUCACAAUCAAAUAUAAGUUCCAAAUUAAGUUCUAAAACGACAAUAAGAGAUAAGGUGGAUGAGUUUAUAGUAUCUAAUAUGAACUUGUGUUGUAGUUUUUGUAACGUUGAAUUGCAAAGUUUUGCUCAAUUAAAAUUCCAUUAUCGUACAGAACAUAAAUCCCGAGGAUUUGCAACAUGCUGUGGAAAACAAUUUCUAAAACGUUGCUUACUUGUUGAUCAUAUUAAUGUCCACAUUAAUCCUCAACAUUUUAAAUGUAAACAUUGCGGUAAAAUCUUUUCAAGCAGACGUUCGUUGGAAUCACACAUAAAGCUGCACGAAAGAGGUCGAGAACGAAUAUAUGAGUGUAAAGAAUGCCACAAAAGCUAUUUUAGUCAUCCAGUUUAUAUGCGUCAUUUAACUCUGCAUGUUCCUGAGGAAUUAAGAAACAUUAAUUGUCCGCAGUGCAAAAAAUCAUUUGCUACUGAAUAUAUGAUGACACAACAUUUAAACAACGUACAUUUAAAUCUUCACACAAAAAUGUGCGAACUUUGUGGUAAAUCUAUAAGAGGUAACGAAGCACUGCGACAGCAUAUGGAGACGCAUAGUGGAAAAACAGCGCCAAUACAAUGUAAUGAGUGCGGUAUGACAUUAACAACAAAAUAUGGUUUAAUAAGACAUAAAAAAGUAAUGCAUUCUGAAGAAAAUCAAAUUCCAAAAACUUGUGAAAUUUGUUCUAAGGUUUCUCCAAGCGUGUUCGCUCAUGAACGUCAUAUGAGAUAUAUGCAUAAAACUGAGCGUAAAUUUGCAUGUACCUUAUGUGAUAAAGCUUUUAAGACAUCUUUUACUUUAAGGGAACAUAUGACAACACACAUUGGCGGAGCAUUGUAUACAUGUACGCAUUGUACGAAAACAUUUAAUUCCAAAGCUAACAUGUAUGCACAUCGAAAAAAAAUUCAUCGUAACGAAUGGGAAAAAAUGAAUUCAGAAAAAUGUAUAUCUAAAAGUACAAGUACAGUACCAUUAUUAACAGAUAUUAAAGCUGAAAAUAUAUCUUAAAGAGUACUACUUUAAAUUAA